AUAAUCAGUUACACAUAUAUUUCCAAGUUGACACCAACCGGAACAAAUAUCCUCUAAAAUGAAUAACAAAAUUACCAAAUCCAAAUUCACCCCCCCUGUGACACCUCUAAAGGGAAAAGCAGUCACAGGCAAGAAACGCCCCGAUGAGGAAAGCAUUUUUGGCUGCAAGUUCGAGGUCUUUGGCAAGGUCCAGGGUGUCUUCUUCCGGAAGCACACAAAUAAGAAGGCAACGCAGCUGGGACUGGUCGGGUGGUGCAUGAAUACCGAUGAGGGAUCUGUAAAGGGCGUGAUGGAAGGAAAUUUGGACAACAUAAUUGAAAUGAAGUACUGGCUCCAGCACAAGGGCAGUCCUCGUUCAGUGAUCCAAAAGGCCGUCUUCUCGUUGAACGAGCCCUUGGUCAGUCCCACCUUCAAGACAUUCUCAAUACGACGCUAAAACAAAAGAGAUCUCACUGCAAUCCUCUACGCAUUUAGCUCCGAUGUAUGAGCUCUGCUUCAUAUAGUUAGCCAAUAAUUAUAGCCCAUAAUUAUAACAAUAAAAACUAUUUAACCCA
This is a messenger RNA of Drosophila obscura, 554 nucleotides long. Its product is annotated as acylphosphatase-2. Lineage: Eukaryota; Metazoa; Arthropoda; Insecta; Diptera; Drosophilidae. Bases 59 to 436 code for a protein of 125 amino acids. The transcript is spliced from 4 exons. The record is from RefSeq and is a predicted model, not a curated record. Gene Ontology annotation, molecular function: acylphosphatase activity.